AUGUCUUCUGACAAAAUUGAACGUACAUUCUCAUAUAAACUUCUAUCGGCACCAAAUUUGCAGCACACUGGAACAACUAAUCUCAGCGCACUGGAUGAUGCUGGGGACAGGAGUGUUGACACCAAACACUGUGCAGAGUAUAGAUGUUUACUCGAAGUCAAGCCCAAUCUUAUCGUCUCCGAGGAAUGGAUGUCUGAUACAGUGCAAACCAAGUAUGUUGAUAGGGAGAUCAAAUUUGUGCUUGAGAAUCUCGACAUCUCGUCGUUAAGCUUACUUCCUGGGCACGUCUAUAUCUGCAAUAUCACUGACGUCGACAUCACUGCUCCCACCAGGUCGCAGUCAACCACCACUGCCAUUGGCACACUCACGCACAUCCAGAUGCAAGCAGUCCAUCUCACGCUCAAGGAGGUCUCAUUCUUCUACAGGGAUAAGGUUGCUACCAUCAAGCCCAAGGACUUCACAGUCUCAUGGAGUCUCAUGGAGCGCGAGAGUCUCGGACAGUUCUUCAAGAUCGACAUGCAAGUUAAGCAGUCCAACCACCUCAUCCUUGCGUCCGUCUUCUGGCCUGUCAUCAUGCUUUACUUCCGCGAGACAAUUUCACACACCCUGGAGGAGCAGAUCUGGUGA
Messenger RNA from Suillus plorans, 627 nucleotides. RefSeq lists its product as uncharacterized. Lineage: Eukaryota; Fungi; Basidiomycota; Agaricomycetes; Boletales; Suillaceae. The coding region runs from base 1 to 627 and encodes 208 amino acids. The record is from RefSeq and is a predicted model, not a curated record. The transcript is spliced from 5 exons.